AUGCAUAAGAAGAAGGUGCUUCUAGUGCUGCUUUUAGUCGCUAUUGGUAGUAUUUUCUACUAUCUCUAUAUACUUAAACUAGAACGAGAACAAUUGGAAUCUGUGUCAUCUACAACAUCGCUUAUAAAAACUGUUUUCGAGGCAAAGGUUAUUCCCCAUCUCGGAGCUCUGGGUCGUCCGGCGAGGGGCAAUUGGACAGCUAAGCAGCUGGAGGCCAUGGCCCAAAGUAAGCGGGAAACGGGUUACAAUGCUUGGCUCUCGGAGCGAAUCUCACCUGAGCGAACGCUCUACGACAUGAGGCAUCGCAGCUGCAAAAAGCUCAAUUACCCGGCAAAAAAGCUGCCACCGGUGAGUGUGGUGAUAACAUAUCACAACGAGCAGACGAGCGUUUUGCUGCGGACGCUAAGCAGUCUGAAGAGUCGGACUCCAUUGCUGCUGCUCCGUGAGAUCAUACUGGUGGACGAUGGAAGCAGCUCGGUGGACCCAAAAUUCAACGACAUCCUGCAGAUCAAGUUCCAGGAUUUGGUGAAGCAUCAUCGACUGGAGAAGCAGGUGGGAUUGAUGCAGGCUCGAGUGACGGGAGCAGAGUUUGCCCAAUCCGAUGUCCUAGUCUUUUUAGACUCCCAUGUGGAGGUCACCCAGGGUUGGCUGGAACCGCUGCUUGCUCCCAUUCUGGAGAACAAUAAAACCUGCACUACACCCAUCAUUGAUACCAUUGACUAUGAGAAUCUGGCCUAUAGAAGAGGUAAGCCAUCGCGUGGCUUCUUCGACUGGGAGUUCAAUUACAUCCAGCUGCCGCUGCUUAAAGAGGAGAUGGUGGCCAUGCCGACUCCCCACCAGAAUCCCAUCAUGAACGGUGGUCUCUUUGCCAUUGGACGUCAAUGGUUCUUUGAGCUGGGAGGCUAUGACAAAGGUCUGAAAAUCUGGGGAGCGGAGCAAUUCGAACUCAGCCUUAAACUGUGGCUAUGUGGAGGUAGGAUCCUAGAGGUGCCUUGCUCCAGGAUUGGUCAUCUCUACAGGGAAGGAAGCUUCAAGGUGCACUACACCGACAAGGCCAAGAGCAGUGAGGAUAAGCUGAUAUCAAGGAACUAUCGUCGCGUGGCCGAGGUUUGGUUGGAAGAAUACAAGGAUAAACUAUUUGCCAAUAUGCCCCACUUGACUGUGAUUCAAGCGGGCAAUCUGGCCGAGCAGCGGGAGCUCAAGAAGCGUUUGCAAUGUAAACCCUUCAAGUGGUUUCUGGACAACUUGGCAAAGGACUUUCUACAAAUAUAUCCCCUUAAAGAUCCUGAUGACUAUGCCUUUGGCACUCUACAGAGUAUUUCCUCCCCAAACUUGUGCUUGGAUCGCACAGAGACUAAGCCUAGUAGGCCUCAACUUAGUACCUGCAGCUCAGAUCCCACAUUUCCCAGCAAACCAGAGCAACAAUGGGUGCUUUCCAAUCGUCGGGAACUGCGCUCUGGCUUUCGGUGUCUGGAGGUGCGAAACAAGUCCAUGGAUGUUCAUGUCUAUCAAUGCCAUCGGCAAAAGGGUAACCAGUUCUGGUCCUUGGAUACCAAGACCCAUCAGAUUGUCUUUGGUCAGAUGGCAAAUGCCAGAAGGUGUCUGGAAGCACUGACGGAGGAGAAUGGUUUAACCAUGAGGGAUUGUGAUCCAAAUCAACCCAAGCAACGCUGGAAAUUUGGUUAUGAGAACAAUGAGAGGAUGAAACACUUUUGGGAUAAUGUAAAUAUAGUUUAGCAUGAAGAAUCUCGUUUUCUUAAGAUGCUAUUUGCUAUUAAUUUGUUUUUUAUUUAU
This is a messenger RNA of Drosophila serrata, 1794 nucleotides long. It is a transcript of the gene Pgant8, whose product is annotated as Polypeptide N-Acetylgalactosaminyltransferase 8. Gene Ontology annotation, biological process: protein O-linked glycosylation. Gene Ontology annotation, cellular component: Golgi apparatus. Gene Ontology annotation, molecular function: polypeptide N-acetylgalactosaminyltransferase activity. The record is from RefSeq and is a predicted model, not a curated record. Lineage: Eukaryota; Metazoa; Arthropoda; Insecta; Diptera; Drosophilidae.